This is a messenger RNA of Hyposmocoma kahamanoa, 5501 nucleotides long. RefSeq lists its product as uncharacterized. NCBI's taxonomy places the organism in Eukaryota, Metazoa, Arthropoda, Insecta, Lepidoptera, Cosmopterigidae. The coding region runs from base 508 to 5061 and encodes 1517 amino acids. The record is from RefSeq and is a predicted model, not a curated record. The transcript is spliced from 25 exons.
GCGCAUGCGCGAGUGCAUAAAAUGGUUUGCAUUUUAGAACGGUUUUGAAGUGAAAUCGUUUAAAAACUAUUAGAAACAAUUUCUUUGUGAUUAUUAAAAAGAAAUUGUUGACCUAUUAAUGGAUUUGUUGUGAAGUUAAGUUUUUUAAAUAUAUAAAAAACUUGUGCUUAUGGAAUUUCUUGACGCGUAAACGGGUUUGAGUCCCAUCGGCUGUUUACUAUGGAUUUUGUAACCACGUGAUUAUAAUAAUAUAGUCUAUUAUUAUCUAACGUGGCCACGUGAGGAAUCAAUUUAGUGACAUUUCAUUCAAAUUGUUUGGAUUCCGUUGAGAACAAUUUUACUGGCAGUGUGUAAUUAUUGAUUUGUCCAGUGAUACCAGUGGAUCGACAAGAAACCAACAUCAGCGAAAAUAGUGUUGUGCCUUGCGCCAUUACAAAAACAUGACAAGGACGUAAAUAAUUAGCCCAGUAACAAAACAUGCACAUUUGAAAGUAAUAAAAAAUCAAGAUGACGUCCAUCAUAUUGACUUUGUUGGGUGCAGUGCUUAGUGUAGUGGUAGUGCAAGUGUUUGGACACGUGGCUUUGACCUAUCCGCCAGCGAGAAGGUUCGAUUUGGACUUUUUGGACAAUUCCAGGACGAAAGCACCAUGUGGCAUGCCCAAAGGAUCAUUAAAAACAUCGUUCCUAGCAGGAUCAACAUUUACAGUACAUUGGCAUUUAGCAUACGCACACCGAGGAGGGUUCAGCUUGCGGAUCUUAGACGACCUUGAGAGGCCAGUGUUAGACUUGACGCCGCGCGCGGGCGGCUCCGAAUUUGUUAGAGAUGAUGUCACAGCACAGAAAUUUGAAGUUCGUCUUCCUGGCGAUUUCACCUGCGAGAACUGCACACUACAGCUACAAAGGGAAGCAGGAGAAUGGGGCAGCAAUUACCGCUUCUGGUCGUGUGCGGACAUUGACAUUGUUUCACGCAAAGACUAUCACGAAACAUGUUCCGGUCACGGUUUCCACAUCCUCGGUCGUUGCAAGUGCAACAAAUCGUUCUACGGACCUCGGUGUCAGUUCUCCGAUGAAUGUGCGGAGGACUCCGAGUGCGGCCUGAGGGGCAAAUGCAUUGACAUCAACGCUACUGAGUCGCCCAGCAAGUCAUGUUAUUGUCCUCAUGGGUUUUACGGAAAAGGAUGCAAUAAGAAGGCUCCAUGGAAGGACAAGACCAUAAACCUCGCUAUGUACAGCCACCGUGAGCUCUCGAAGCUCUUCAACUUGUAUUGGAGGAUCGUCAAGGAUGAUCAGGAGAUGGAAGUCGUUAUGGUCGUUAACGGGACUUCUUAUGCUGGGAUCGGUUGGCGCCCAAGUGGUUUAACAAAACAGUGCAAAAACUUCCCUGUAUUAGGACCCCCUCUUGAAGACAAAUCAAGCACACCAAAACCGGAACCCUUACCCGAACCGGAACCCAAAGCAGAACCCGAACCGGAACCAAAAUCCGAACCCGAACCGACGCCCGAACCAAAAGCCGAACCUGAACCAACUGCAGAACCUAAGGCUGAACCAGAACCUGAACCAAAAGCCGAACCCGAACCAUCCCCAGAACCAAGAUCGGUUCCUAAACCAUCUCCAGAACCAACCAGUGAAACGACAUCGCAGGCUUCAGAAAAUGACAAUAGAAAUAAACGCGUGGCAAUGCAUUCUUUAGACGGAAUUGAUUUUAAGGACUUUGGAGAUGAUGUGUCUGUUAAGACCAGCGUUUCAUUCAAGGUUUCCAGCUCUAAAGGGCGACGCAAACGCGCGGCACAAGACAACCCACAUUGGGAAACAUCGACCUCUGUUAGUGUCCAAGAGAACUUUAAAUCCGAACCUGGCACCACAGAACUCAUUGAAUCCAGUUCUCAAUCCGUCACACCAAAAUUAGAACAAAAAACGACCUUUAGACCUAAAUUCAUUCCUAGUAGACCAAAGUAUGCACCAAAGUUUAGAAAAUUCUCACAGCUGAACGCAACCACCACAACCCAGAAGUCUACCGAAGAAUCUACAAUUCCUGAACCCGAACCCUCGCCUGAACCAACCCCUGAACCAGAACCCUCACCCGCACCAUCUCCAAAACCAAAAUCCGAACUUGAAACUACCUCAGAAAAGAAAUCUAAAUCCUCGUCAACCAUUGACCUAAAAAGGAAUAUAGAAUUUACUUUUGAAGCUACGGCUGAACCAGAGCCUACUGCCGAACCAAAAUCUGAGCCGGAACCUACAUCCACAUUAAAAUCUGCAACCAAGUCAAGUACUGAGCUAAAAUUAAAAGCAGAAGAAUCAUCUGAACCCACUCCUGAAUCUGAACCAGAACCGUCUCCUGAGCCAAAAUCCGAACCUGAACCUUCUCGAGAACCAAAAUCCGAACCAGAACCAAAAUCCGAACCAGAACCUUCUUCCGAGUCAAAAUCCGAACCCUCGCCCACAGCAGAGCCUAAAGCUGAACCAGAAUCAUCCCCUAAACCGACAUCAGAACCUGAACCAACCGCUGAGCCGAAAUCUGAACCGGAACCUUCUUCGAUACCAAAAUCCGAACCCGAACCUUCGCCUGAACCAAAAUCCGAAUCUAAACGUUCUCCUGCACCAAAAUCAGAACCUGAACCUUCUCCUGAACCAAAAGCGGAACCCGAACGAACCCCUGAACCAAAAUCCGAACCCGAACCUUCGCCUGAACCAAAAUCCGAGCCAGAACCUUCGCCUGAACCAAAAUCCGAACCAGAACCUUCGCCUGAGCCUGAACCAAAAUCCGAACCAACUCCGGAACCGAAAUCCGAACCCGAACCUUCUCCUGAACCGAGACCCAAACCAGAACCAUCCUCUGAAUUCAUAAAACCCAAAUACGCAGCAGAAACAGAGACGUUGCUAGUGAAGGGACUUACAGAAGACGCAGAAUCGUUCCCCGCCCACGACUACGUGCCGAAGUUCGAUUUCAACCCAAUGGACUGCACCGACAUCGUCAUCGGAACCGCCAGAGGGAAUUACCAUCGGGUGUUGGAUUAUUACACUAGAGACAGAUCGACACCACGCGUGGACACGUUCUGGGGCGGACAUGACGACAUCACAGCUGCGUCAGGGUUUGAGGAGAACGGAGUCACUACUAUUAUGUUUAGGAAGAAGCUUAAGGCGAAAGAACCAACGGACCAUUCGAUAGUGGACGACUUGAUGCACGUAAUCUGGGCCCGAGGCCAGGAACCGAAUCAGUACAUCCACGCGCCCCCUUCCGGCCUGGAGAGCGGCAGCGCGUCCGUCCGCGACUUCUACCGGCAGGACGAGCUCAAGUACCACGGCCACGGCGGCCAGAGAGGCGUCGCUAGGAUCAAUUUCUUUGACGAAACCAAAACGUCUGCGGCGGGAGGUAUAACGUCACUCGAAAACAAAUGCGGUGCGCAAUGGAAGUACCCGUCGAAUUGUGAUCUUAGCAACAACACUUGCCAGUACUACGCUUCGUGGGAGUACUUGGGCCAGAAGAUGGGGAAGGAUUCCAUCAGGUUCACUAUCAAGACAAAGGAGAGUAAAUACUGGACUGGAAUUGGGUUUAGCAAGGACAAGAAGAUGUCCCAGACGGACGCCAUCCUGGGCUGGGUGGACCCCCGCGCCAGCCGGCCCUUCAUCAUGGACACGUGGGUGUCGGGCUACGCGGCGCCCAAGAUCGACGCGCAGCAGCACGUGGCCUCCGCCUCGGGCAGCCUCGUCGAGGGCCUCACCACCCUGAGCUUCGUCCGCCCGAGGAACACCAAGGACCCGAAGGACUUGGCGUUCACGGACGAGCAAUGCCUGUACAUGAUGUUCAUAACGCAAGGCGGCGGCUUUGACGCCGUCAACAAGCGCACCAGCAAGCAUUUGCAGACCCCUGUGGUAACCGAGGAGCGAAUCUGCAUUCGGCCCUGUGGCCCCGAGCCGGGGGAAGAGGAGCCGACGACGGAGGCCGUGCCCCCCAGCGUGCAGACGUACCGCGUGCUGAUCCGCGUGACGGGGCUGGGCGAGGGCUACCGCCCCCCCGCCAAAGGCACCCCCGCCUUCGACGAGCUGGGCGCGCAGCUGCUGCCGCCGCUGCGCAGCCAGCUGCAGGCCGACAAAGGCUUCUACGACCUCAACUUGAACAGCUUCUUGCAGAACGAAACCAAAGCGAUGAUCGCAGACCUGACCCUGAGGUCGCUCGAGUCGAACUCCAUCGAGGGCUCGAGCGCGCGCUCGCUGGACGCGGGCCCCGGCGCCGGGGGGGUCCAGGGGGGCGGGGGGGCCGCGGGCAGGUGGCGGAGGGUCGUGAGGGACACGCUCGCCGCGGGGAGGGUCGGCAACCUGGCGGUCGACCCGGAGUUCUUGGUGCUGGAGCCGCAGAGCCUGUUGUCGACCGUGUCAUCGACCGUGUCAUCGACCGUGUCAUCGACUCGUCCGAACACGGAAGAGUCCGACAACGCUCGCACCUUCUUCGGCCUGGCCGAAACGAAGCUGUACGUCGUCGUGGGGUGCGUCGCUGCGUUGAUAUUAGUGGCGUUGUUGCAGGCAGUCUGCACUUUGUAUCGGAGUAGAAGCAACGGGAGAAACAAGGAGCAGCUGCUCCCGGCGGGCGCCUGGAAGGAGUACUCCAGCCACAGCAACUACGCCUUCGAGCCCUUCGCGGCCGACGACAAGAGCCACGGCACGGCGUCCACGGCGCCGCUGCGCGACCGGCCGCCCGCCCGGCCCAGCAACCCGCCGCCGCCGCGCCCCGCCAGCGCGCCCCACCAGAACGGCAGCAAGGCCCCGCCGGGCCCCGCGGCGGCCAACGGCGGCGGCAGGGCGCCGAAGGCCAACAGCGCGGCGCAGUACUACCACGAGACGCGCUCGCUGCAGCGGCCGCGCGGCGGCGGGCCCGGCCCCUUCGGCUACGGCCCCCGCCCAGAAAGAGCGACGUAUUCCCUCCCCAGAGGCGUCAGAGGCCCAGAUACAACUCUAUCGCCACACCCAGACUUUUACUUCAUGCCAUCGCAGAGAAAAUACGAAGGUGAAGUUGUUAGAGUUUAUGUUGACUACAGAGAUAAAGAUAGGCGGCGAGAUGAGUAGCCUUAUAAGUAGGGGGAGAAGGGUGCUACAGUUAUGUACUUAAUAGAGUUAAGCACUGAGAUAAAAGGGGUUAUAAUGUCCCAAACAACACUAAUGGAAGUCAUUUACAACUUUGACAAUCACAACAUAGGACAUGAAAUUUUGAAUAAAACUAUGUGAAUAGGUUUCUUACCAUACCGUGACAUGACGAAAUAUCAGAACGGUUGCACGCUCUAUGGUCACUGGUUAUGGUUUUAAGAACUGUUAAAAUCUGUCUACCCUCUUUUGUUGUCGACGACUACCCUCAUCUUGAAUUCUUGCGAUGUCAGUUAGGUGUAAGUUUUCCGUGGUAUGAAACGUAAUAAUUAUUUACAGCAAAGAUUCCCAAAGUUUUUGUCUUGUAGACCACGUUCCAAUUUUGUCGGUUUAGCGUAGAUUGCCUUGCCUUUUUAAUUUUUUUU